Messenger RNA from Maniola jurtina (meadow brown), 997 nucleotides. RefSeq lists its product as uncharacterized. The transcript has 4 exons. The record is from RefSeq and is a predicted model, not a curated record. Bases 96 to 896 code for a protein of 266 amino acids. NCBI's taxonomy places the organism in Eukaryota, Metazoa, Arthropoda, Insecta, Lepidoptera, Nymphalidae.
CUCACCCGCGAAAUGACGCCUACACAACUUUUAUUUAUUUACAAAACCCGCGUGCAGUGAACUUUGACUUAAAUCUACGAGUUUAAAAAUCAAAAAUGGAUUUAAGAGAGAUAAUAAAGUGGUUCAUACCAUGUUUUCAUAGAUUAUUAUACAAUUUUACGAGAAAAUUCAACGUGUGUUUGACUUUUGCUUGUUUGUUUUUACUUUUUUUCGCUUGUCCUAGUUUUGCGGCAAAGGUGAACCGUGAUACGGACUCAAGUUUAGUUUUUAGUAAUAAUAAUUUAGUUAGUAAAUUGAAUCAUACCAAAAAUGUAGGCUUAAAUAAGAAUGAAAGUUUUAAUGGAGACCAAAGUGAUGUUUAUUUAAGGAAUGCAGGAAAUUUUAGUUUACCGUUAGUGGAAGACACUUCUGUAGGUCGCACCUUCGGACGGCCCUUCAAGAAGAUGCUGCAAGCCAUGAUACCCCUCGCCUUCAACCUGGGAGCCGCCGCCACGUGGGCGGUCAUCGCGGCUCUCGUAGGCAUCAAGACACUGGCUGUCACGCUGUUCAUCGCCAAGAUGCUGAUAGUGGCGGGCGCUGCCAAGCUUGGUGCACUAUUUGCUUCGAAGGGACACCACCAUCAGAGUUAUCAAGGCCACGGGUGGACUCCGCAGCAGAAAGAAAUCCACUUGCACAUUCACAAUAACGGCUAUCAGGGUCACGGAACGGAACACGAAUCAAUUAUUUCUCCGUGGAGUAGAGAAGGUGUUCAAGAUGUUCCAGUUCCGAAUCAACCGGAAUCUAAGCCCGUGAACGUAGCAUACAACCCGUACGUUGCCGGUCCGCAAACCAUUAGCACACCGUAUGGAAACUACAUGAGAAUCGAACCUGGACAGCAACCACAACGAACAGCUUAGCUUGAAUUCAACAAUCCAAAGGUCCUAACUAAAAUAAUAACGAUCUGUGUUUCCUACCCAUUACAAUCCGGGUAUCUUUAAAACAAGAGUGAAUAGGCACC